This is a messenger RNA of Morchella sextelata, 2418 nucleotides long. RefSeq lists its product as uncharacterized. The coding region runs from base 1 to 2418 and encodes 805 amino acids. Gene Ontology annotation, cellular component: mRNA cleavage and polyadenylation specificity factor complex. The transcript is spliced from 6 exons. Gene Ontology annotation, molecular function: RNA endonuclease activity; RNA binding; 5'-3' exonuclease activity. Lineage: Eukaryota; Fungi; Ascomycota; Pezizomycetes; Pezizales; Morchellaceae. Gene Ontology annotation, biological process: mRNA 3'-end processing by stem-loop binding and cleavage. The record is from RefSeq and is a predicted model, not a curated record.
AUGGCUGCAAAAAGAAAGCUUGAGCCAACCGUCGAGGAGGAAGUUAUCGAUGAUUCCGACUACCUCAACUUUCUCUGUCUCGGGGGAGGUAAUGAAGUUGGUCGCUCUUGCCAUAUCAUCCAGUACAAAGGAAAAACUGUCAUGCUCGAUGCUGGUGUUCAUCCUGCAUAUGAUGGCCUUGCUGCGCUCCCCUUUUACGACGAGUUUGAUCUAAGUACCGUUGAUGUGCUGUUGAUUAGCCAUUUCCAUCUGGAUCAUGCGGCAAGCUUGCCAUAUGUCAUGACGAAAACAAACUUUAAAGGACGCGUUUUCAUGACCCACCCCACAAAGGCAAUCUAUAAGUGGUUAAUCCAGGACAGCGUUAGGGUUAGCAAUGUCCAUAACACACCAGAGACCCUCUACAACGAAGCCGACCAUCUUUCAUCAUACUCCCGAAUUGAGGCAAUUGAUUACCACACAACGCUUACUCAUGCCGGUAUAUCUAUAACGCCUUACCAUGCUGGGCACGUGCUCGGAGGUGCAAUGUUCUUUAUUGAAAUUGCUGGUCUCAAAAUCAUGUUUACUGGAGACUACUCCCGUGAAGAUGAUCGCCAUUUAGUAUCUGCUGAGAUUCCUCCUGAUAAGCCGGAUUUACUUAUUUGUGAAUCCACAUAUGGCACCGCUACACAUAUGCCCAGGCUUGAGAAGGAAGCUAGGCUCAUGAAGAUGACCACCGACAUUCUAACUCGUGGUGGCAGAGUUCUUAUGCCUGUCUUCGCUCUCGGGAGAGCACAGGAACUGUUGCUUAUUUUGGACGAGUAUUGGGAGAAGCAUCCCCAGUUCCAGACGUAUCCAAUCUACUAUGCCUCUAAUCUGGCCAGAAAAUGUAUGGAUGUGUACAGAACUUAUAUUAAUACCAUGAACGACAGAAUAAAGAAGGCAAUGUUUGAAGAGGAGGGCAGGAAUCCUUGGGACUUUAGAUGGGUCAGAUCUUUGAAGGCCAUAGAUAGGUUCGAAGACGUGGGUGGUUGUGUCAUGUUGGCAAGUCCCGGAAUGAUGCAGAACGGUGUAUCCCGCGAACUCCUCGAAAGAUGGUGUCCCGACCCCCGAAAUGGCCUUGUCAUCACUGGUUAUAGCGUCGAAGGCACAAUGGCCAAACAGAUCAUGAACGAGCCCACCGAGAUCCCCGCCAUCAUGACCGCAAACCGCGGAGGCGGCAAUCGCAGAGGAGACGGAGAUGGUAGUCAGGUCAUGAUUCCCCGACGCUGCAGUGUUGAGGAACUCUCGUUCGCCGCGCAUGUGGACUAUGGCCAAAACUCUGGGUUCAUAGAGGAGGUUGGGGCAAAAGUCGUAAUUCUGGUCCAUGGGGAACAUAACAAUAUGGGCCGUCUCAAGUCUGCGCUCCUCAGCAAGAACUCUGACAAGAAGGACAAAGACAAAGUCAAGAUCUAUAGUCCAAAGAACUGCGAGGAGCUGCGAAUCCCGUUUAAGGGAGACAAAGUUGCAAAGGUUGUCGGCAAACUCGCACAGAAACCCCCACCAACAGCAUCCCUAGCUAUGCAACUCCAGAAAGAGCAGCUUCUCACAGGUGUCCUUGUACAAAACGAUUUCAAGCUCUCCCUCAUGGCACCCGACGACCUCCGCGAGUAUGCCGGACUCACCACCACCGUCGUCACAUGCCGCCAAAAAGUCCCCAUGAGUGUGGCUGGAGUCGCCCUUGUGCGCUGGAGUCUGGAGGGUAUGUUUGGUGGAGUUGUGAACCUCGAGGAUGAUGAUGAGGAGGAGGAGGAGGAAAAUGGAAGCGAGAAGGAUAUCCCUCAGGAAGAAGAUGAUGCGGAUAUGUACGGUGGAGAGAAGUCUAAAAUGAGUGGGAGGAGCUUCAGGGUCAUGGAUUGUGUCACAGUUAGAUGCAUGAAGGGAUAUGUUGAGCUGGAAUGGGUUGGUAAUGUGCUGAAUGAUGGGAUUGCGGACGCUGUAUUGGCAGUCCUCAUGACCUUGGAGAGCAGCCCAGCUGCGGUCAAAUACUCCGCCUCCAAAUCGACCCACCACCACCACCACCAUGACCAUUCUGCCGAAGCCCCCAAGGAUAUCUCCCCGCAUGCUCAUAUCUCACCCAGACAACGUCUCGACCGGAUCCUCAUGUUCCUCGAAGCGCAAUUUGGCGACUGCGUGACGCCACUCCCCCGUGGCUCCCGGCCUGAAAAUGCGCCCAAGGAAAUCACCAAUGCGCCAGAAGGCGAAGACAUGGAUCUCGACACACUCAACCAGAUCAUCCCCGGUGUGCAAAUCAAGAUCGACAACCUCGUUGCCAACGUUUGGUUCGAGACCCUCCUCAUCGAGUGCAAGAACGAAAGCUUGCGGAUGAGGAUCAAAACAGUCGUAGAGAGAGCCGUAGAGACGGUUGCUCCGUUCGUCGACCUCGCGGGGCCAGGGUAUUAG